Dendroctonus ponderosae (mountain pine beetle) is the source of this 564-nucleotide messenger RNA. RefSeq lists its product as uncharacterized. NCBI's taxonomy places the organism in Eukaryota, Metazoa, Arthropoda, Insecta, Coleoptera, Curculionidae. The record is from RefSeq and is a predicted model, not a curated record.
CCGUGUAUAUGAUAAACCCUAAACUUGACAACGUGGUGUCGAUUCGAGCAAGGAAUCGGAUAUUUGAAUUUAAACAAUAAUUGCUGCGCCCCAAACAAAUAAAACUGGGAUAUUUGUUUAGUAUGGUGGUCAAGGACGGCUCUGGUAGCAUGUCGCAGGAGAAAUUGCAAUUGUCAAGCCUAACCUAGAAAGCGAUUAUCGAUUGUCCUGCAUUCGCAAUUUGGGCAAAUUAUUUUUAGAAUCCCCAUUAUUAGGCUGUGCUUAUUGGGAGGCUGACAGUGCUUCGGCUCAAGCGCCAAGUGAGGUCAUCGACUUCAUCUAGUCAGCUGACAAUCGGCCCCAAGCCAGCAAAGCCCUAAAGCGACUGCUAAUGACUAGUCCAUAUCGCUUGGCGGUCAUGUACCUUAGUUGAUACUGCAAGGCAGCAGCAGCAUGGGGGCAAACAGCAGUAAAAAGUUGGCGGCCAAAUGUUCCUUCCUAUCCAAAGACGAGCAGCUAAUUGUGAGCAAUUCCUUCAAGCUAGCCAGCCGGAACUCGGAAAAAAUCAAAGAAGAUGAGCUCACG